CUGACUUGGUUUGCAAUACUGAAAGACUCAAACUGGAAUGUCUUCAGGAGGGAAAUUCAUGCUCAUGCCAGUUCAGCCUUUGUAAAAGCCUCUGACUGCACUCACGGUAAUUCUUGUGCACCAUACAUAUUGUGGAUUUUCAGUCACUUGGAAUGGCCACUAAAGUCUCAAGUAAUUGAACCUCUGGAUUUGACCUAAAAUGAAUUCUGAUUCUGUGUAGAUGGGAAACAGUUUCUCUGCAACAUUAUCGUGCCUUUAAGACUCCUGACUUGGAAAGGAAACACAUGCGAGAAACAAAUCUUUGGGCAGUCCAAGCAUUUCAGCAAGAGCCUCCUGACCUAGCAGCCAAGACUGUCCCUGGCUUCCUGCCAUGUACCCCAACCCUCUCAUCUACUGCACCUGCUGGGACCCCUGGAACUUGAGGCCACAGAAGCUAAUCAAGACCCCUCAGCCACCAAGCAAGACCUCCACAGGGAAGCCCAAAAGAUGUGAGACUGGCACUAGCAGAUUUGGGAAUCUCAGCCCUGUAAGUCUGCAGUGUUACCUUACCUUCCACCCUGAUGUCCAGGAAGUGAUAAAUGUGUCUCCUGGCUAUCGCCUCACUCGGAAUAGGAAGCAGAAUUCUGUCACCUUGGGAGAUGAGAUGUUUGUCAGGAAAAAGCCAGAAUCAGAGAUCAUGGACAAAGUCAAAAUUUCCAGGACUGAUAUCAUUACUGACCUAGAAGAGCAGAUCUCAGAGCUGGCAGUGAUAAUAGAGCAAAUGAACAGAGACCACCAGGCUGCUCAAAAACUGCUCUCCAAUGAAAUGGAUCUCCGCUGUGCUGAAAUGCAACAGAACUUUGAAAACAAGAACAGGGAGCUCAAAGAGGCUCAUGCAGCAGAGCUCAGUGAGUUGGAGAACAACUACAAAGCAGCCUUGAAGGCAGAGAAGUUUGCUUCCCAGAAAAAACUAGAGGAGAUGGACAGGGAAUAUAAGUAUCUGAAGAUUAUGUUUCAUAUGUACCAGGACAGCAUUUAUGAAGAAAUGGAAGAUAAGUGGUCAAAGAAGAGGGCAGAAUGGGAGAAGGAUGAGAAGUCGGAGCAGGAAAAGAUCUUACUACAGCAAAAACAUAAGAUGACAAAAAAGUUUGAGUUAGAGUCAGAAGAAGAAAAGAACAAAAUAAACUACUCCUACAGUGCCAUCCUUGAGAAUUUCAGUCGGGAGAAAGAGGAGCUAUUGAAACAACAUGAAAGGGACACCUUGCAAUUAGAGGAGCUGAGAAAGGCCAAAGAGAUCAUAGAAGAAGAGUUGCAUGCACAAGCUCUUAACCUAGAAUCACUUAACACAACCCUCUACCAUACCCAGAUGGAACUCCGGAGAGAGAAAGCUGUGGUGGGAAAUGUGGAGAAAACACUCCAGGCCAAGCUUGCUGAAGCUGAAGAAAAGUUUAAAUAUACCAUACAGCUCCUGACAGAAGAAAACAUUCAUCUAAGACAAAAAUUAAUUGCCAAGGAUGAAGAAAUUUAUGAAGAACGAUCUGGGAGAUUGACCUCUAUGACUGCUUUUGAGAAUGCGUCUGACAUAUUAGAAGAUGGUAACCACAAAGGACAAGAAUCAUGA
This is a messenger RNA of Manis javanica (Malayan pangolin), 1600 nucleotides long. Lineage: Eukaryota; Metazoa; Chordata; Mammalia; Pholidota; Manidae. The record is from RefSeq and is a predicted model, not a curated record.